Molecule: messenger RNA, 288 nt
Organism: Ilex paraguariensis (yerba mate)
Lineage: Eukaryota; Viridiplantae; Streptophyta; Magnoliopsida; Aquifoliales; Aquifoliaceae
Source: the annotation of a GenBank genome assembly
AUGAGUGAGAGUAAAGUUUUUGUUCUGGGUGUUCAGAAGUCAUUAUCAAGCGAAGGAGGAGAACUAAUUGAUAUCCAUGGUGAUGGAAUGAUAGACAUUGAGGACGCUACCAUUGUCGAAAGAACGUUGAGGAUGAGGCGCGGCGAAGGGAGGCGAAGGCGUUAUGGGUCGAUGCCAAGGACUACAUGUCAUAGGCGCCGUGCAUUAGUGAGUGGGUCGGGGGCGCUAAUGGUGAGGUGCAAGGGUCAUCGGGCGCCGCAAGCAAGGCGUCGUGGUCAUCAGGCGUAA